AAUCAGCAGAUUUUCGAGUGGUCUCCUGCAACGGAUAUAUUGUGUCGAGGAAAGGAGAAUGGGCCAGUAGCUCGUGUCCGCCUUCCGUGGAAGAAGGCGAAAGUUUACAUUUAGUCGACGAGCGGAACCAGACAAGAAUGCAGAGAAAAAGAGGGUGCUGUCUGCUCGGCGGCGUCCUGCUGUUGCUGGUGCUCGGGGCGGUCAUAGGCGUCAUCGUGUACUUCGUCACACGCGGAUCAGACGAGCCGUUGGCGACGGUCAAGCAAGGGGUGCUCCGCGGCCUGCAGAAGGAGUCGGAGACCGGCUCUCACCUCCCCUACGUCGCCUUCCUGGGCAUUCCGUACGCUCUGCCGCCCGUAGGAAAGCUGCGCUACAAGGCGCCGCAGGCUCCCGCAUCGUGGGGUGGGACUCGUGACGCGACACAACAGAUGCCCAAAUGCAGCCAGAUGCAGCCGGAUGGAAUAACUGUUGAGGGCAGCGAGGAUUGCCUGUAUCUGAACGUCUACACGCCCGCCUUGCCGAACCAGGGCAACGAUAACAAGUCGCCAAUGCCAGUCUAUGUCUUCAUUCAUGGUGGCAAGUUCCAAUCCGGGGGUGCUUCAUGGGAAGAGUUUGGUCCCGACAACUUCAUAGAGCAGAAGGAUAUUGUUGUCGUGACCAUACAGUACAGAGUUAAUUCGUACGGUUUCGUUAGCUUGGAUAGUGAAGAGAUGCCAGGAAACUGUGCGAUAAAGGAUGCCAUCGCAGCUUUGCAAUGGGUCAACGAAAACAUUGGAGCUUUCGGCGGGGACCCGAAUUUAGUGACGAUCGGUGGACAGUCGGCCGGGUCGUGCUUGGCCGGCUGGUUGACUAUACUGCCGGAGACAAAAGGUUUGAUGCGCGGCGCGAUUCUGCAGAGUGGCUCAGCCUAUCACAACUGGGCGUACGGGGAAGACCACGUGGACAUGACUCUUGAGCUCGCGUCCAUCGUGGCGGGCCACAGCGUGACGGACAAGUCGGAGGCCGAGAGGGUGUUGAUGGCGGCCGAAACCGAGCCCCUGACGAAGGCGACCUGGCAGCUGAUCAACGAAAAGAUGAAGACCCAGCCCGAACUACCCUACCGGCCGACUCCGGAGAGGCGGGUGGCAGGCCGGGAACCUCUCCUCAUAACCCAAGAUGUUGAGAGUUACUUCCUGCAACCGCCGAGCCCACACGUCCCUCAGAUGCUCGGAAUAACCAACGAGGAAUGGCGGUUUUAUUAUUACACUAACAAUCCUACCAGCGAUCCAAGUAAAGACGAAGAAUUGCUACAAAAUCUGCAUCUGCAUGUGCCGAAGGAUUUGAUCCCGUAUGCCGACACCCGUAAAAUUUUGGGUCUACCAGAGAAAAAUAUCGAUUACAAUACUGUGAUAAAAAGAGUCGAAGAAGCGAUACGAAACGAGGUCUCACCCUCCUGCAAAUUAGGCUGUGUUCUGAAAAAGUACUUCGACGGCAUCUGGAUGGCCACCGACACCCACCGCCUCGGCGCCUACCUCGCGGCCCGCAACGAGACCGUGUACCUGUACCGCUUCGGCGUGCGGACGAGACUCAACCGACCCAUCAUCGACCCGCUGCCGGACGACGAGCGAAGUGCCGCAAUGCAUGGCGACGACCUGAAUUACCUGUGGCACGAACAGAAAAACAAGGGUAAAGAGCCAACCAGCUUAGAGUCACUCACAACGAAGAGAAUGGUGGCCAUGUGGGCUUCCUUCAUAAAGAACGGGAAACCGGUCACGGCCACAAACGACUUGCUUCCCGUCGACUGGACACCAAACUCGGGCACGAAUCUAGAAGUCACGUUCCUCGACAUUGGGGAGAACUUGACGCUGCGCACAGAAGCCCUGGCGCCAGUAAUGCUCCCCUUUUGGUAUGCGCUGUACAAAGAGUACCGAACACCUUCAAAUAUCAAAUAGCACUGAGUGAGAAUGAAUCCAGAAGCAAAUAAAGAAACCUGGCUUCAGCAGAAUCUCUGUUAGUGUAAAAUGAAAUGUGACGGGGAGAAGGUUCAUCCACUGGCAUAAAUAUUUAAUUUUUCAUGAGAAAUGUUGUGAAAAGUAGUAAAAUUACUUGGUUUGCUUGAAUUUGCAAUACCACUCGUACUUUGAAAAAAAAUCAUAGUGAAGAUGGAACCGAGAACUGAGAAUGGUGUCAGAAUGAUCUCCAAACGACAAAUUGUUCAGGUUUAAAUAAAGUUUUAUAUAAUAAAACGUA
Messenger RNA from Frankliniella occidentalis (western flower thrips), 2229 nucleotides. RefSeq names its product esterase FE4-like. The transcript is spliced from 12 exons. NCBI's taxonomy places the organism in Eukaryota, Metazoa, Arthropoda, Insecta, Thysanoptera, Thripidae. The record is from RefSeq and is a predicted model, not a curated record. The coding region runs from base 138 to 1931 and encodes 597 amino acids.